GAGAGAGAGAGUUGCCGCGCGUCGCCAGAACGUGAGGACAGCAGCGGGCCGGUGGUGGAGUGGCGGUAGAGUGUGGGUGUUGUAGAAGUGUCAUAAGGGUAAGUGUUGGAGUGUGGCCCUGCAGAGUGUUGCGUCUGGCGUGGCGGUGAGGAGGUGAGGAUUCCUGACGCCGGCCACUACCACCAUCAGCAGGCUCCGGGGGCCGCAGGAGUGUGGCAGAGCUACCCACUGCUGGGGCCUGCUGGCCAACCUGCUAUUUUUACCUUCUUGGCCUGAUAAUUUUGGCGAGGUUGGCAGGCAGCGGGGCCGCACACGCCACCAGUCCUGGGCUGUGGUGAGCGCCGAAUGGACGGGCUGGCUGUGGCGGCGUGGGCGUGCUGGUGUUGGCUAUUUACUGUGCAUCCCUGUGAGGCGUGACUUGCGGCGGGUGGGAAGCGGCGGCCUGCCCCGGGAGGAGGUGCCCUGAGGCAGUCUGACCUGGCGAGGAGCGAGGUGGUGUACCAAGGCCAAAUCUGAGACUGCUAUCGGACCUGAGCUACUGUAUACCCCGGACUACUGCAUCCUUUAGUUCCCGCCGAUGUAUGCACCCGGAGUAUAAUGCCGCGGCGCCCACACCUCCGCCCGGCACCGAGUGGCGUGUACGGGCGUGCGGGCGUGUACAUGCUGGCGAGCCAUGGUGCGGCCUCGGCACGCCCGUGAGGAAGGGCCGCGCCCGCCCACACCCACGACCUACUGACUGACCUUACUAUUCGUGCGCCCACCAACAUCCUCACACCGGCAAGAUGGUUGUGUCGGAGGGUGCUAUCAACAACAUCAUGGGGGGGAUGGAGAACACCGCGGGGGUGCGUCUCCACUCCCACAGACACAAACUCAAGCAAAGAUUUGACAUAAUCCGGAAACUGGGACAGGGCACAUAUGGCAAGGUGCAGCUGGCCAUCAACAAGGAGACUGGACAGGAGGUGGCCAUCAAGACCAUCAAGAAGGCCAAGAUUGAGACAGAGCAGGACCUCAUACGCAUCCGCAGAGAAAUCCAGAUUAUGUCAUCUGUUCAGCACCCACAAAUCAUCCACAUCUAUGAAGUAUUUGAGAACCGUGAGAAGAUGGUGCUUGUGAUGGAGUAUGCAGCUGGUGGUGAGCUGUAUGACUACUUGAGUGAGCGCAAGGUGUUGUCUGAGGAUGAGGCAAGGAGGGUAUUCCGCCAUGUGGCCUCAGCUACUUAUUACUGUCACAAGCACAAGAUUUGUCAUCGGGAUCUCAAACUCGAGAAUAUCUUACUUGACCUUGAAGGAAAUGCCAAGAUUGCAGACUUUGGACUGUCCAAUGUGUUUGAUGAAAAGCAUCGUCUGGACACCUUCUGUGGCUCUCCACUCUAUGCCUCUCCUGAAAUUGUCAAGGGCAUCCCAUACGUUGGCCCAGAGGUGGACUGCUGGUCACUGGGUGUGCUGCUCUAUACACUGGUGUAUGGAGCCAUGCCCUUUGAUGGCUCAAACUUCAAACGACUGGUGAAGCAGAUCACUCAGGGAGACUACUAUGAGCCUAAGAAACCCUCACGUGCAUCUGAACUCAUUAGACACAUGCUGACAGUCUCUGCUAGCAAGCGAGCCACAGUUGAAGAGAUCUGCAGCCACUGGUGGGUCAACGAAGGCUUUGAGGAGCCUUGCCUAAUGGUGGCUGAGGCAUUGGCCAACCAAACCCCUGUGCGCCUUGACCUGCUGCUGUCCCUUGCCCCAAAGCACAUCAACUCAGAACACAUGCUGAUCCAGCCCGAGGAAGAUGACAACAGUGCCAGAGUUAGUGUGCUUAGGUCCCCGCCAAACUCAGAGGCAGCGCGCCCACCACCCAACCUCAAGCUCCCUCCUCCACCCCCAGCCGAUACUGCUGCUCCAGUCACUCCAGCCCGCUCAGCCUCCCUUGGGGCUCUUGACUCCAUCAGCACCAAUGAGAUAGAGGCCCUGGUGGCACAAAAGAUCCAGAAGCGCAAGGAGGAAGAAGAAGAGGAGGAGGAAGAGCGAAAAAGGAAAGCUGUUGAUGAGAGUGGUACAGUGGAGCGUCGGAAGAAGAAGCGUGAUGCUUCAGAUGCUUCAAUCAAAGCUGGACGGAAGGAGCAGAAGCGUAGUGAAGAGGUAAGCAGUGGCACAAGACAGCCUCCCACUGGCACAGAAGGGGAGUCAGCGGAACGCAGGAAGACUUCGAGGCGGAAGGAGGCAGGAGAAAUUGAGGAACAGGAGAAGGCUGAGCAGAAGAAGAGUGCAGAGAAGAAGCGCGAGUCCCUGCUGGAGGAUGGGGAAGCAAAUGACGUAAGUGAGCAGUCAGAGAAGCGGAAGAGCAUGAGGAAGGUGGAGAAGAUGGAUGGAGAGAAGGUAGAGAAAAAGAAGAGUGUUAAAAAGAGGGAGUCUGGGAUUGAGAGGGAUGCCAGUGAGGGGGGAGACAGGACAGAGAGGAAGAAGAGUGCCAAAAAGAGAGACUCAGUGGUCACCCCAGAUAGUAGUGUGGAGAGAAAGAAGACCACCAAGAAAAAGGACACUUCUGGGGAUGACAUAAGUGGAAGGGAUGACACUGAGUCAGCUUACAUGUCGUCGUCUGUGAUAAAUGGUGAAGUGGGAGAUUUAGGGGAGGAGGAGGAAGAGGAGGAGAGGGGGGAAAGAGGGGAGAGUGGUAUUGGGCUGGGAGGCUCUGGCAAGGAAACAGCAAAACUGGACAAGUCGCUCAGUCCUCGGGAAUCCAAGGGGUCAGCUGAGGGUAAGGUCAGGUUACGGGAUGUGCAAGAGUCCCCCAUGGAAGUGGAGGAGGUGGUCAAGAAGUCCCCAAGUCGGUCCCGGUCAGGGGAGUCCAGCCGGGUGACUAAAGGGACGGCCAAGGUGUCUAGUCUCCGAGAGUCAGUGAGUCCCAUAAAGCAACCCAAGGGGGCAGCCCCAUCCCCCACCACCACCACCACCACAACCACCAUCACCACUACCACCACCACCAGUGCAGCUACAACCACAACUACCACUACUGCUGCUGCUGCUACUGUUGCUGCUGCUGCUGCUGCUGCAUCUCCGAAGGAAUCUCCACAAAAGAAGCCAUCGCCACCACCCAGUCAGCCUCCUAAGGUGAGGAAAACAGAUUCAAAGUCCUUAGUCCAAACAGCCUCCAGGGGUCAGGGUGAGGCCAGGCCAGCGGAGAGUGUGGCAUCUGGGAGCAGAGGGGCCAAUAGGGUAGUUAAGGCACCACAGCCAACCAGUGAGACGGAGAAGGUUCUGCAGGAGGCGACUGAUAAAAUUAAGUGUGAGGAGAAGGAGGUGAAGGAGCCACAAACUCCCAAUUCAGCCCAGCCAACAGGACGGCCUGAGAUGCGUAAAGGCAGCGGCCAUCCGUCGUCUGCCCCUACAACACCAGCUAGGAGUCGCGAUGGGUCCGAGUCGUCAGGCGAGGCAGCAUCCAGGCCAGCCAGACCAGACGGGGCCAGGCGGCAGUCAAAAGUUUUCAAAGCUGCGGCCAUGUGGGAGAAUGACCGGUCAAGCAGCACCUCGACUCCACCAGACAAGCUCAAGAAGCCUGUCCGCACAGGAGCGAGUGUCAUGUCCGAUCUGACCAAGAAGUUUGAGGUGAAGCCGAGUGUUGAGCACAGGAGUAAGGUGGUGCCGUCCCUCAAGGUAUCCGAUGCCAGGAAAGCUUUUGAGGCUAAGCCAGCUGAGAAGCCAACAAUUACACUACGCAAGAAGUCCACAGCAGAGACACUUCCUUCAUCUCCCACCACAGCCAAGGACACUCCAGCAGUGGCCCCCACUAAAGAGCCAGCUGCAGGAAAGUCAUCAGUCAGGGAAAAGCCCUCACCAGUCAAGGAUUUGCCCAAGGAAGCUGAAAAGCAGAGAGAAAAAUCACCCAAGGCUGUGAAAGAAAUACCAACACCAGCAGCAAGCAAGACAAAGGUGGAGGCUCAGCCAGAGAAAAAGAAGGUGGAGGAGCCAGCUAAGGAGAAACCAGAAGUGAUCAAGAAGACCCUUCCAGCAGCACCAACAAUAGAGAAAUCAAGCAAGGCUGAGAAGCAAAAAGAAACUUCCCGCCCUUCCGAGCCAACAUGCAAACUGACACCAACCAAGGAAAAGGAGGAAACACCAGCGGCCAAGCCCGAGAAAGCUAAACCAGAGCCCAAGCAGAUUCUCCGUCAAAGAGAGUCCUCAGAGUCAUCAGAAUCAGAGUCUGAGGCUGAGCGUCUCCUUAAAGUCCUAUCAGAGAAGCGGGAGAAAGUGGAAGCAGCCAAGCAGGAGAAACUCCGCAAAGUGUCUGCAGCUGCCAUUAAGGACCCCACAGCAGACAUGGCACCCAUUAAUGAAGAGCCACAGGCUAAACCAUCUUCCAAAGUUUCACCAGCUAAGUCUCCCACUAAGGCUGCUCCCAAUAAGUCAGCAGAAAAGGCUAUUCCCCAACCAGAUGCAAAAGAAAAUGCCCCAGAGCAGAAAUUCGCCACAUUACCACGUGGCUUCAAAACUAAGGGAGUUUCACAACCUGGCAGCCCUGCAGCACUGCCACCACCUGCUGACCGACCCAAAAAGGAUCGUGUCAACCAGGAGAUUGAGGGCAUGAUGUCAGCCAUCAAAGCAGUGGACCAGGCCAUCACUAAGGAGGAGGAAGAAAUCAAGAUGCUACGAGACUCCUUGGCACAGCGUCUGCCUGAGGAAGGGCCAAACAAGGGAGUAGUAGAGGAGCAAGUUAAGGUACCAGUGAAGGAUCAAACAAAGACAGUAGUGAAGGAGGAGGAAGAGGAGGAGGAGGAAGAAGAGGAGGAUGAAGAUGAAGAGGUAGAGGAGGAGGAAGUAAAAGAGGAUAAGAAAGAGGAGACCAAAGUGUUCAAAAAGGAGGAGGAGGAGAAAAGGACAGUAGAAAAGCAAGUUAUAGACAUCGUAGAAAAGCAAGUAGAAAAACCAGUGAAAGGAGAUAAAAAGCAAAUACAAAUAGAGAGGGAGAAAGAGGAAGAAGAGGAGGAGGAAGAGGAGGAGGAGGAGGAGGAUGAAUAUGAGGAUAAAGAAUAUGAGGAUGAUGAAGAAGAGGAAGUAGAAGAGAGAACACCAAAGUGGACUGGUAAUCGAGCACAGAUGAGCAAAAAGAUCAUUCCAGUACCACCAAAGCAGGUCCUCUCUUGUUCCAGCCAAAACAGGCCAGCCACUACCACCACCAUCAUAAUCAAACAGGGAGCAAGUGAGGGGCCACAAAAGGCACCGGAGACCCCAGACACAGACCGAAAGCAGACCAAACUAGAAAUUGUGCUCAACAACAAGCCAACCCAGCAGCAGCCUGAAGCCAAGCGUGCCUCCUAUGCAGAGAUCAAACUCUCUUCACCAUCCACCAAGGAGCCACCCAAGACAAAGGGAUUCAGAACAGAGGUGCAUGCCAAGGUGGAGGCAGUACCUCCGGAGCCAGUCACAGGACCAAAGCCAGGGCCAGGGCCAGGGCCUGGGCCUGGGCCAGGACCAGGAGAGGCACAGCUACAGCGAGCUAAGAGGGAACGCAUCAUCCCCAUCAUGAUGGAAGAUGAUGACGAAGAUGACGACACAACUGCCAGUGAAUCACACAUCCCUCUUGACAGCAACAGGCGUACUGGCUCCUCCAUGCCCUGCGGCAGUACACGCAUCACCCCUCUGACCUCACAGCUCCCCAACAGUCGUCCCCCUGAUCCUCGAACACCUCCUGUUUGCACUUCUGCACCAGAACCAAUAAGGAAGUCACGACGGGAGCGGAUCAUUCCCAUUGCCGUCGAGGGUGAAGGUUUGGUCACCCCGCCGCCCCAUGUGGAGGAAGGGGCAGGGCUUGGUGCAGCUCGGACACACCCGGCCUUCUCCCGCACCCUGUCUGGCCGCCCCAACACCCUCAGUGGGAUGGAGGGGGAAGCAGCCCCAUCACCCUCUUGUCCUCAGAGGUCACCAGCUGACUCUACCACAGCUUCUACUUGGCACACCCACUUCUCCCACAGUAACAGUCGGGGACGCGGCUUCCUGCUCGACCACAGUGAGAGCUUCAGUUCAGCUGGGGAGGAGGAGGAGGAGGAUGAGGAUGACGGUUUCCAGAUUCUGACUGCAGAGUCACUCUUUUCGACUCUUCUCAACCGAGUUCGUUCCCUCACACGGAAAAUGAAUGCAGAGGAUGGACGAGGCGACAGAGUCCGCAUGACAUCCAACCGACCAACUCCUGACCCCAGCGGAGGACCAGGGAUGCCUGGGGCCGUCCAUUCAGGCUCAGCUGGAUUCUGGUCAUCCCUCUACAACUCCCCACGGGACUCUCCAGCCAGAAGGAUCUCUGAAACCAUGUCACGCAGCAGCCUUGGUAGAGAUGAGGAUGGCCUGCCAGGUCUUGGCUCUCCUCUCUGGACCCGCAGUGUGUCACGGGAUCCCUCAGAUGCUGACACUCUCUUCUCCGAGGCAUCAUCCAGCGCCCAGUUUGGCACGCUGCCCAGAGGGUGGCGGGCGUCACGCUGGUCAGGGGCAGAGGAUGGCGGUGAGAGCGACACCUCAGAAGCUUCAGUCCGGUCCAUGGGGCGGCGCCCCCAGUACUCCCGUGCUCCCUCUAGGGAGCUGCACAACAUUCCUGAUGAAGACAUGGCAGUACCAAAUGGUCGAGGAGGCUACCUGGGUGGAGGAAUGUCGCUACCAAGGCCCUACUCAGCUUCCAGCAGUGGCAACCUGCACCAAGGCAGAGGAAUGCACGACUCAGCAGACAGAAUAGCAGCUAUGUAUGGAACCUUGCGAAGCCCAAUGAGACGCCCCCACUCCACUGUGGGUGGCUCGCCGGGGGAAUACUUAGGGAGGGAUGGUGGGCACUGUGAGCAGCGACAGUACAACAAUGCUGCCACACAAAAUGGCGCACAAGCGUCACAGUAUUCCUCAGGCAACUCACACCAACAUAACAGUGAAGACACCGAGACUUUGAAGCAGAGUGUGCAGGAGCAGCUGCAGCAGCUGGUGAGGGAGUUGGAGGAAGGUGAUGAUUCAUCUCCACAGAGUGAAUGGCAGGGGAGAGAUCGCAAGCCCCUCUACUCCUCCAAUCCUGCUCUCCAUCUUACUUGCCCUGCCAGCCUGGCUGGGAAUCACAGGUCAGUAAGUAAUGCUGACCUCAGUACAGUGGCAAAUGGUCCUUGCAUGUCAGCCUCCUCACUGGCACCUAAGGACAGCAACAGCUGCAGGGCUCUGCCACAGACUGGGAGGGGUGGCAGUGCUAGCCUGGUCAACAGAGACAGGACUGGUAGCCUCCGCCGAGUAUCUUCCCCACGUGGGGAGCUGACUCGACUGGGCAGCAGAGAUGGCUCGGGUCUGGACUCCUUACGCCGCAACCAGGGACGAGGCAGCUUGGACCUGCACUCUUAUCAGCGGGGCAGGUCUGAGGACCUUCGUCAUGCCUUAGAUUCCCUGUCAAGGAUGGACUCACACAAGCCUCGCCGAGUCUCCUCAAUGGCUGAGAGCCCAUCCCACACCUUACAAGACAAAUCAGACAACCGGGCUCCAACAGAAAACUGUGUUCCUUACUCCUAUAAUGAUGUGAACUCCAAACCAUCCAGCAAGAUCUUGCCACAGCAGCCACCAGCUACAGCCACUGCUAACAACAACAGUGACAAGAACAACAAUAGUAACAGCCUUGGCACCAGCAAGUCAAGCAGUGGUAUCCCCAUCAAGGCCAACACUAACAGUGUUCCUAAAGGUUCUGGACACACAAGGCAGGUGGAAAACACUACCACUUCCAAUAACAAUAACAAUAAUAAAAUCCCUAGCAACAAAGACAGCAGUAGCAGCAACAGUAACAUUCCCUGCAGUGGCAGUGACCUUCUCCAGCCCAUGAAAGUGUAUCACAAGAGCAAAUCCCGAGAACUGACACCUACCAUUGAGGCAGCCAGUGAGAAGAUCACUCAGCUCAACUCAGGAACACUAAAGCGAAUCUCACCUUUUGAGGCUUAUCGCCGCAGCAAAUCCCGUGACCUGCCCAUUGAUCAUAUCAAUGCCAACAACAAGGAGUCAUCAUCAGCCUCAAGGCUCAAGUCUCCACCACCCAUCAGCCCAGAGCGGCCCACUUCACCUCUUGAGAAAGCCAGUACCACAGAAAAAAAGACUGACAUCACCAAACCACCAACAGGGGAAUGUGAAGCAGGUGGGCAAGCCAGAGCCUUUAGCCCUCAGCCUUCAGCCAGUGUCAGCCGUUCCCCAAGUGCAGCCAAAGGUGACACCCCCAGUGCCUCAGGUAAAGCAAGCAGUCGGAUGGACAAGACCAGUGACCGUGUGCAGGAAAAGGAACAAGAGCCUGAAAAGAGUGAAGACAAAAGCAAAGUAAAAAAGACACCUUCUGGUGACUCUGACAAACCCAAAUCAAUGUACAAAAUGCUAACCUCUCGUUUUAACAGGUCCGCUUCCUUUAUAUCAGACAGUAACCGCUCUUCAGCAGCAACAGCAGAUGAUGAAGAGGGAGGAGAGAAGGAGGACAAGUUGCGGCUAAAGCGUCCUUCAAGGUUCCUCAACCUACGUACAGAGAAAAGUGCUUCCAAAACCAGUAUGUGUGAUACUGAAGAUGACAUUGAUAAGCCAGAGAAAAAACCUUCCAAAAAGCUUACUGAUGCACUGAACAAAUUUCUGGGUAGGAAAGACACAGCGAAGGAGGAAGUGCGCCCUACAGGACAUGUAGGUAACAAGGCCACAGGGCAAGAUAAGAUCCCACAAACCAACGACCAGUCCAGAAAACUGUCAAAAGCCAAAGGUAAGAAAAAUGAUGAAGAUCUUACCAAUCUCCAUGAAAAGUCAUGCAAUGGUGAAGAGAGUGCCAAAGAAAUAGUGUCUCAGGCCAACCCUGUCCUUGCUUCUGGCACCACUACUACAACCACUACCACCACCACUGCCACCACCACUACUGCCACACAGCCAGGCUACACCCUUGAGUCUGCCACCAAGAGCAUUUGCAAUCACCUAUCACAGUUGGAGAGUGACAUGACCUCACGCAUUGGCAACAUGGGAACACAGGAGCAGCGGGGCAGUAGCGGUGGUGGAGUUCGGCCCAGCGGGAGUAGCACUGGGCGGAUAGCAGCAGCAGCAGCAGCAGCAGCAACAGGAACAAAUAUCAGCACAUAUGGGCUGUCUCCAGCAUUGGCCAACCGCCGCAAUGGCCGUCCCACCAACUUGGACACUGCAGCCAGUAACAUGGAGGCCAACCAACAUGCUGGUCGAGCCCCAUCUGCUCCCCCACCAGGCCGGGCUGCUGCCUCCACAAGAACCACAGUGGCAUCCCGCUCCUUCACCACCGAGGUUGACAAGGUUAAGGUGCAAAAGCCACAGGAACCUCGGAGUCCAUCCCCACCUUUCACUGAGUGCCCUGAGGAGCAGCGAGGAGGUCAGAGUGAGGGUGAGGAUGAGAGUGUGAUGGACCGCAUCACCCGCAAGAGUUACUACUCCAAAUUCCAGGACAAAAAGCGACCCAAGCUGUGGAGAGCCAACACAAAGGAGGACAUGGACCAGCAGCUGGCAGCCGCCAAAGCACGCCUGCUCAAGGAGGAACGAGAGGAGACAGCAGCCCUUGCAGCUCGCCGACUGUCUUCACCACGUUCUCCACCACCUUGGGAUCCCAACCGCCCUGGCACCCGCACUUCCUUGCCACCCGAGGAGGCUGCCAGCCUCUUGCAGGUUGGAGGCCGACGGAGCAGUUCCCUUCAACCAGAUCACCUACCCGGACCUCUGCCACCUCUCAUAUCAGGAGAACCUGCCCAUCAUCCACACUUACCUUCCCUGCCCCCCAAUGACCCCUACCUCUAUCCCCGUGCACCUUCCAUGCCCCGGGAUGACUACUUACCCUGUGGUGCCAGGAUGCAGCCUGGCCAAUAUGGGCGCCGUGCCACUUCAUUAGCCCCCGAUGACCUUUCAGGGCAGCCCGUGGGGGAACCCUACGCACAGGAUGGAAUGACAGCACCAAUGGGACCAGUACCAUACAUGGGACAAGCUGGCACUAAUGGCUCCCUACAGCGAGGCGAGCCAGGACACUGUGAGCCACCUCUAGGACGCAUACGGAGUCCUGAGCCAGCCAGCGUGGAGGAGAGCCGCUCACAAGCCAGAGAAGAGUUGUCCAGGCGUCUUACACACCUGACGCGGCUUUCUGGAGGCAGUGGGACAGGCAGCUGGAUCCACAACCCCCACAAAGAGGGGGAGCAGCGUCCAUACCGCCGCACCAGUACCACAGGCCAUCUGACAGGGGAGGUGACAGGUCCUCCCGUCUACCGCCGCACCAACACCAUGGACCUGCCUCCUGCCGAUGCUCGCGCACGUCCUGGCAGCGAUUACCGGCGUCACUUGCAGCAGGAGCCCGCACGCCGCUAUUCAGCUGCCAGCCGUGGCCGUGGCGCCCCCCGGGGAAGAGUCUUCAUCCAUGAGACACUGGUGGAAGGACAGCCUCUGGUCAACCCGAGCCCUAACCCUCGUCUCACACCCCAACACCAACAGCCACACCCCAAUCCUACCCGUUUCUCACAUCCCACCCCAUACAUCCCUCCAUCACAUAUAAACUCUCCCUCCUCAACCUCUUCUUCCUCAUCCCACCUCACCUCUCCAUCCUCUAGUUCCUCCUCGUAUCGGGGCUCGGGUCCCUAUUCUUCUUCGUCCUCAGCCCUUGAUUCUGCCCGCUACAACUCUCCUGUGAGACGCAAGACUUCCCUCUACAGAUACUGAGACAACCAUCAAGAGGAAAUGAAUAGAAAUUAACAGUAUGGGUUUCCAGUACCUAACUAAUAACUUACUCUGUGGCACAAAGAUUUUUGUAAUUUGAAGCUUGGACAAAAGGACACAUUUAUUAUGAAGAUGUAGCCAAGAAAGUCAAGAAGAAAGAAUAAUGGAGGUAUAUUGUAAAGGAAAGAAAUUAAUGAAGGCAGUAUUGCAUUUACUCAUAACUGUAUAGGUAUAGUGUUUUGGUGAUGGAAAAGAAUGUGAAUUGUGCUCCUGUGACUGUUAAUAUUUGCAUGUAAAGUAACAUGAGUGGGGGUAAAGAUAAAUUUAUGCCUUAUAUCAUGUUGCUCAAAAAGUCUCAAUAGAGUAUCCAAUUUUUUUACAGAAUUUUUCUCAUUGAGCUGGCACUCAUCUUUACACUCAUUAUUAUUGUUAACAUAUUGCUCUGUUCCUCCCCACUUAUACUCUAAACCAGAUUCUGACCCCACAGUUUAUACUUACAAAUUAGCACAUCUCCCUGUAAGGUUUAGUAUAUACAACUUUUCAAAACAACAGAUUGUGAGUAUUCAUCUGCUAUAAUAUUGCUGCCUCCCUUGAUGUUAUUGUUUAGUGUUGCAGCCUUGUUCUCUCUCCUCCCUGCACUGUGGUGGCAAAACUGAUGAUCCACAAAAGUAAUUAAGUAUCAAAUGAAUAAAUAUAAGUGUUAAUAAAGUCACAGUCGGUAGUCAGCUUUAUCUGCCUCACUUGCUUCCAUUCUCUUUAGCACUUCCCGUCUGAUCAUUUUUGAUCUGUUGCUCAAAUUAUAGCUGUGCUGGUGCUACUGAUACAAUAUAUGUAGUGGUGCUGAAUGAGCAGCGGCACACCAGCACAGGCUGUAAGGCUUCUUUCUGCUGAACUCGUAUGAGAUAGUCUGAGGCCUCCUACGCAGCCAAAAUUUGCAGAAGAUACACCUCUCUGUUGUUUGACUGGGACUUCUAAAUUGUAAAAUAAGAGGGUCAUAAAGCAUUCUUUAACUGAAGAGAAGAAAAAUAAGAUACACAUUUUUCUGAGAUAUUUCAGCUAUCAGUUUGAAGGAAAUAUAAGGUACAGUUACAUUUUACACUUUUCCAAGCACAAUUUAAAAGAAAAGUCCUGUUGCUUAUAGGAAGAUAAGAACUGCAUUAUACUGUGAAAACAUGAGGCAGGAAUUGUUGUGAGAUUUUAAUGUGCUACAGUAAGUUAGUAAUGAAAAGUGGCAAGGGAUAGAGGUGCAACAAUGAGAGAUAGAGUCUACCCCAUUAGAGAUAUUUUACAUGUUUGUUACUGAUUACAACAAAAUAACAACCAAAUAAUAUUACUCAUUGCCCUCAUCCUGAUUCACUCAGAAAAGUCCAGUUCUGCAGAGAGGAAAAAGUCAGUCAGCCCCAAACUCUUAACACUCCUGCAACUGUUCCCCUGGAGCAGUCAGCAGGAGACUCAGUCUCCACUUUAAUUUUGUCAUAAAAUCUCAUGGUACGGCACACCACAAGGUGAAAAAAAACCCUGAAUAAACAUUGAUAAAUAAAUCAAACAAGUAAUUAAAUAAAUAAAAUGUCAACUGAAAAUCAAAAUAAAUUAACAUAUUGCAAAUGCUAGCUAUAAAUUGGUUGAUCUGUGAUGUAAGCUUGAGCUACACUGCAGUGAGCCAGGAGUUAAUUACUGCACUACAAAGCCACCAAACCUAAGUCUGAUGUUUUACUGAAGGAAAGGAAAUUUAACUGCAGAAACCUGAAGUGAUGCAUGUCACUAAAGAAAUAGUGGUAGCAAUGAAGGUAGAUGGAGAAUGAUUUAGUUACCAUCCUCCAUCUUAACAGUGCUGGAGGCAAAGGUGCAGCUCACACAGAUACACCAAAGUAGGCACAGCAAAACAAGGCUGCCACACAACAGCCACAUAUCCAACUUGACAUUCCUUUAACACAAUACUGACUUCCCUCUUCAUGAGCCACCUCCCUAUCUGAUCACUCCUAAAUGAAUAACUAUUAAUAAAGUUCAUGUGCCACAAAGCACACUGUCAUGUUAUCAACUCGGACUGAAAUACAAGUUUCUCAAUAACUAACACACUAAGUAGACUAAGUUUGCUAGUCAUUAAGUCACAUUAUGUGGCUGGAUCUUAAUUUUUAUACCAAAGACCAAAAUCUGGGAACACUUGGUGCUACUUGUUCAAUUUGACCAAAUCCAGCCAUAGCAGUGCCUUGGGAGCCUUCCAGGGAAAUCUUUUGUUAUGCAUAGCUUUAAAAAUACUGUACAUCUUCAAUAACAAAGUAGAUACACUCAUGAGUAUACGUACAUCAUGAAUCUAAACAUAUGCCUUCUACAGAUUUUGAUUUUUCAGUGUAACUCAUAAAUCUACACAAAUACUAUGGGAUACUCACCACACCCAGGACUCACAUGUAAGGCUGCAGUUCGCCAAAAAACGCCUCUUGCAAGUUUGAAUGUACCAGAUCUUUAGACACUUGAAUGUAUAUACACAAGUUGUUAGCUAUAAAUUACGUAAAGACACCAACAUUAAAACAACUUACAUGGGCUCUUGAUGAUGUAAGAGUAGAGUCCAGUGUUGCUAAGUCCCUUGAGAAGCUUACCAACCAUUUGGAGGAUAGGUCACCCCAAGCUGGCAGAGAAAGAUGGUACAAUUAUAUGCCCAUACUUACUCUGUGAGGGUGGUUAGAUCCUCUUGUACUGUGCCUUCAUUGUAAAUAUAGAUGGGAACACAAAAAUGACCUUAUUUUGUCUCAAUUGUAUUCCUAGUAAAUUUGUCCAGUGCAUGCCUGUGCAUUGGAGGACGUCAUGGCUUCCUCCAACACUCACAGGCAGUUGGGCUAUGUAUGUAUGUACUUUCGUGCCACUGUGAUUCUAGAUUGUAUCUGUAGUUCUUUUUAUUAUGAGGUGUUGUCUAUUAAUGGUUAAGCCUUAGUGGAGAAGGUGUGGUUUGUGCUCGUCUUGUCCGACAAGCUUUACAGAUGAAUGUGUGUGUGUUGGUGUUGGCAGUUGGUGUCAUUAUUAAUGAUGCCAGACAGUACCACACUAUGUUAUCCUUUAUUACUACUUUGAGUGAGAAUGAAAGCUAUUACUUCUUGUACAUAUGUCACAAUCAUCUACCUUUGUAUAUUUAUCAAUCAAAAUUAAAAGUGAGGAUGAUGACUACCAAGGAGUCAGUUCUCAACCUGGCCUUACUUCAUCCCUCCUGCUAGCAGGAAGGUAAAAACCAGUGAAAGAAAGAAAUCUUAGAAUGAGUUUUGAGCACCAAGCCAACAAUACAAUUGGCUAUGUAACACUAAAACUGUUAUAGUUAUGUUUAUAUUAGGUGAACAGUAUGAAGCUUGGACAAAAGGACAAAAUAUUUGGUAUGGAGAAAGUUGCUAAGAAAGUGCAGCACAGGAAAUGGUUGUUGAUAAUUUUUAUUUCACCAAUAUGGUAUUGGCCAGAAUGCAGCAGCAACAACAACUACCAGCACUCUGGCACUUCUAUGUUGUUCCUGUGAACAUUAAAGUUGGGAAGAGCUG
Portunus trituberculatus (swimming crab) is the source of this 14176-nucleotide messenger RNA. RefSeq names its product serine/arginine repetitive matrix protein 2-like. Gene Ontology annotation, biological process: mitotic spindle organization; protein phosphorylation; regulation of cytokinesis. The transcript has 22 exons. The record is from RefSeq and is a predicted model, not a curated record. Gene Ontology annotation, cellular component: spindle microtubule; spindle midzone; chromosome passenger complex. The coding region runs from base 783 to 10664 and encodes 3293 amino acids. NCBI's taxonomy places the organism in Eukaryota, Metazoa, Arthropoda, Malacostraca, Decapoda, Portunidae. Gene Ontology annotation, molecular function: tau-protein kinase activity; ATP binding; protein serine/threonine kinase activity.